AUGUUGUAUUUGUAUCUCGUCGUUGGAACAGAGGCGGUCAGUGCAACUCUCGUCAAAGAAUCACAAGAAGGACAAAGGCAUGUCUAUUUUAUUAGCAAAGUUUUACAAGGCGUUGAGCUUCGGUACCAACAGGUUGAAAAUGUGGCAUUAACACUCAUCUUUGCUGCAAGGCGGUUAAGGCCAUAUUUCCAGUGUCAUCCAAUCACUGUCAGAACAAAUCAGCCAAUCCGCCAAAUUUUACAUAAGCCAGAUCUAGCUGGAAGAAUGAUGUCCUGGGCGAUAGAAUUGUCGGAGUACCAGAUCGCCUACGAAUCGAGAAUUGCCAUUAAGGCUCAAGCCUUGACAGACUUCAUCGCCGAAAUAACGCAAAGCCCUCCCCUUGAGAAUCAUGCAACAGAAACGCCUUCAGCUGGAAUCUGGAAACUAUAUGUUGACGGCUCUUCAAACGCCAAAGGAUCGGGCGCUGGAAUGAUAGUUGAAAACCCAAACGGUGUAGCGCUCGAACACUCUUUGUCUUUUGACUUCAACGCCACAAAUAACCAAGCAGAAUAUGAGGCCAUGAUAGCCGUUCUGCUCCAAGCAAAAGAAAUGGGCGCCAGACGUCUCAAAGUCUUCACUGGCUCCCAGCUGGUAACUUUUCAAAUCUCAGGCGAAUACCAUACCAAAGGACCGUUAAUGUGCAGGUACCUAGAAAAGGUCAAAGAAUUGAUUGAAAGUUUUAAAGCCGUUGAAGUGGAGCAUAUAAGACGAGCUGAAAAUACCCGGGCAGAUAUCCUCGCCAAAUUGGCGAGCACCAAAAGCUCAGGAAACAACCGAUCAGUAAUCCAGCAUAACAUGCCAAGCCCAUGCAUUGUGAUGAGUAUUUCAAACCCGCCAGAGGAAGUCGCUGAAGAAACCUGGACAACACCAAUCAUCAACUACUUGGCUGAAGGAGUUUUUCCCCAAGAUAAAAAAGAAGGCCAAAAGAUAAUACGGCGAUGCGCGCAUUUCUGCCUAGUGAAAGGACGGUUGUAUAAAAGGGGGCUCUCAACCCCACUCUUGAAAUGUUUGGUCCCUAAUGACGUUCAAUACGUGAUAGAAGAAAUUCAUGAAGGUAUUAACGGCCACCAUUUAGGCGGUCACUCACUGGUAAAGAAAGCAUUAAGAGCAGGGUUUUACUGGCCAACCAUGGAGCAUGACGCCCACGAACACGUCAAGAAAUGCGAAAAAUGCCAAAGAUUUGCUGAUAUACACAGAGCGCCACCGGAAGAGCUGACGUCAAUCACAUCACCAUGGCCUUUCUACAAGUGGGGAAUUGACAUUCUAGGCCCUUUCCCCAUGGCGGCUGGCCGAGUCCAAUGGCUGAUUGUUGCCAUUGACUACUUUACCAAAUGGGUAGAGGCAGAACCCUUGGCCACCAUCACGUCCCAAAAAGCAAGAAGGUUCUUUUGGAGAAGCAUCGUCUACCGAUUCGGUAUCCCAGGAGAGGUCAUUACCGAUAACGACACUCAAUUUACUGAUACAAAGUUCCGUGAACUAAUGAGCAGUCUACAGAUACGACACUAUUUUUCCGCCGUAGAACACCCUCAAUCCAACGGCUUAGUAGAGUUAGCCAACAAAAUAUUGGGGAAAGGAAUCAAGAAGAAGUUGGAAGCACACAAAGGAGCAUGGUUAGAGAACCUUGACAACGUCCUAUGGGGGUACAGGACUACCACCCAGUCUUCCACCAGAGAAACGCCCUUCAGAUUGACCUAUGGUGCCGAAGCCAUGAUCCCUGUGGAAGUAGGUGAACCCUCCUGGCGACGAGAACACGUGACCGAGGUCACCAACAACCAACAUUUGAAGGAAGCACUUGACUUGCUGGACGAAAUCAGAGGAUAUGCUGCCCACAAUGAUCGCCAGUCAAAAGAAAGGUCAGCCACUUAUUACAACAAGAAAGUCAUUCCACAAGUUUUUGAGAAAAAGAUCUGGUUCUCAGAAGAGCGGACAUUGGAAACAAGAAUGCCCGAGAAGAAAAGCUCGCCCCAAACUGGGAAGGUCCCUACCGAAUAG
Molecule: messenger RNA, 2031 nt
Organism: Gastrolobium bilobum
Lineage: Eukaryota; Viridiplantae; Streptophyta; Magnoliopsida; Fabales; Fabaceae
Exons: 1
Coding region: 1-2031 (676 amino acids)
Biological process (GO): DNA integration
Molecular function (GO): nucleic acid binding; RNA-DNA hybrid ribonuclease activity
Source: RefSeq, a predicted model, not a curated record